AUGGAUUUUUUUGGUAUGUCAAGAAAGAAAAAUAAAAGACUGACUGAUGCUGAACUUCGAUACAGCGCUGAGAAUUUAGACGAAAUAUCUUCACCAGAUGAAUUAAGUACUACCUCUGGAGAGUCAUGUUCAGACGAAGAUCCAUUUCACAUCAGUGGAGAGUCAGACGAAUCGUAUCAGCCGUCCUCUAGUUCUGAUGAAGAUACUCAAAAUGAAAAUAGCGAAACUGAAGAAGAAGAAGGAAAUAUUGCUGCGACAAAAGAACCACGAUUCAGUAUACCGGAUCAAAUUCAGUGCGCCAUAGAUCCAUCGAUAACCGCAAAUUCUACUUCACUAGGAAUAUUCAACAAUAUUUUUACGCGUAGUUUGUUUAUUUUAAUCGCAAAAUGUACAAAUCAGAGAAUUCAAAUGUGUAAUCGCAACAAGUCUGCUGCCCUUACUGAUGCAGGAGAAAUUAUGAUCACCCUCGGUUGCUCAUUGGUUAUGUGCUACAAGUACCUAAUCUUAGGCAUUCCUGUCAUCUCAUCCAUCUUUGGGAAACAAAGCGAUAAACUCGGCCAUAUCUAA
Messenger RNA from Acanthoscelides obtectus, 567 nucleotides. NCBI's taxonomy places the organism in Eukaryota, Metazoa, Arthropoda, Insecta, Coleoptera, Chrysomelidae. The record is from the annotation of a GenBank genome assembly.